Messenger RNA from Pristis pectinata (smalltooth sawfish), 1615 nucleotides. It is a transcript of the gene fen1, whose product is annotated as flap structure-specific endonuclease 1. The record is from RefSeq and is a predicted model, not a curated record. Lineage: Eukaryota; Metazoa; Chordata; Chondrichthyes; Rhinopristiformes; Pristidae. Gene Ontology annotation, cellular component: nucleus. Gene Ontology annotation, molecular function: DNA binding; 5'-flap endonuclease activity; 5'-3' exonuclease activity. The transcript is spliced from 11 exons. The coding region runs from base 103 to 1239 and encodes 378 amino acids.
GGGUGCGCUGGAGGACCUCGCUCGGCUCUCUCGGGGUGCGGCUGGGUGCGCUGGAGGACCGGGUUUUGGCGCGCUGGAGGACCGGGGCUGCGGCGGCGGAGGAUGGGGAUUCAGGGUUUGGCCAAACUCAUCGGCGAUGUGGCGCCCGGAGCCGUGAGGGAGCAGCAGAUGAAGAGCUACUUCGGCCGUAAGAUCGCCAUUGACGCCUCGAUGAGCAUCUACCAGUUCCUGAUCGCAGUGAGGCAGGACGGCAACGUGCUUCAGAACGAGGACGGAGAGACCACCAGCCACCUGAUGGGGAUGUUCUACCGCACCAUCCGCAUGAUCGAGAGCGGCAUCAAGCCGGUGUACGUGUUCGACGGGAAGCCCCCCCAGCUGAAGGCCGGAGAGCUGACCAAGCGGAGCGAGCGGAGGGCGGAGGCGGAGAAGCAGCUGGCCGACGCGCAGGAGACGGGUGACACCGAGAACAUCGAGAGGUUCAACAAGCGGCUGGUGAAGGUCACCAAGCAGCACAACGACGAAUGCAAACAGCUGCUCCGGCUAAUGGGGGUCCCGUACAUCGAGGCGCCCUGUGAGGCGGAGGCCAGCUGUGCCGCACUGGUCAAGGCCGGCAAGGUUUACGCUGCGGCCACAGAGGACAUGGACGCCCUCACCUUCGGGAGCUCCGUCCUGCUGCGCCACAUGACGGCCAGUGAAGCCAAGAAGCUGCCCAUCCAGGAGUUCCACUUGAACAAGGUGCUGCAGGAGGCUGGGCUGACGCAGGAGCAGUUCGUCGACCUCUGCAUCCUCCUGGGCAGCGAUUACUGUGAGAGCAUCCGUGGGAUCGGACCCAAGAGGGCCAUCGACCUGAUCAGGCAGCACAAGAGCAUCGAGGACAUCAUCAAGAACAUUGACACCAGCAAAUACACGGUGCCCGAGGACUGGAUGUACAGGGAGGCUCGGCAGCUGUUCCUGCAGCCCGAGGUGGUGCAGCCGGAGUCUGUGGAGCUGCGAUGGACAGAGCCUGACGAGGAGCAGCUCGUGGCCUUCAUGUGUGGGGAGAAACAGUUCAGUGAGGACCGGAUCCGGAACGGGGCCAAGAAGCUGCAGAAGAGCCGGCAGGGGAGCACGCAGGGACGGCUGGAUGACUUCUUCAAGGUCACCGGGACCCUCACCUCCGGAAAACGCAAGGGACCGGAACCCAAAGGAUCCGCCAAGAAGAAAUCGAAAUCGGCCUCGGGGUGGAAGAGGGGCAAGUGAGCUCGGCCCCCCGGGGGAGGAGCUGCCCGGGGGGGGGGGGUUCCGGCCCCGGGGGGAGGGCAGCUGUCUGUGGAGCCUUCACCAGGACCACUGCCGGAUUUUUGGGGAGAGUCUCCUCCCCCACCCAGUGUCGAGCUGUGGACUGUGAUUCCAGACGGUUCCUGCUGCUUGUGUGUCUCCCACCCCCCCCCCCACUCCCUUCCACCGCAUCCCUCCCUUCCAAACCCCCCCCCCACCCCCCACCCGACACAAGCCGGGGGUGGGGGGGGGCCCCAUCGGUGUCAGCAGUGACCAGACUGUUCAGAAACGGACAGUUAAACUCUUGGUUCUUUUUUUUAAUGUUCUUUUGUGCUUCAAAUAAAAUCUCCUCCAAGGA